AUGGGAGGCAUCGACCUUAUGAAGAAACUCGCAUCAGAGCAAAAAAUUCACGUGAAGUUCCUGCUGAAAGUGUCUCGAGGUCUGCUACAGAUGGACAGAGAAAUACCAGAACACCUGCUCCAAUACCAAACAAUGAUGCCAGGAGUAUGCUACUGUGACGAGGGAACUUAUCAAGACAGUGGAGAGGAUGCCUCGUCGAUGGCAGUAGAAAGCAGAUGCUAUGGCCCACCAGAUACUUCCAGAGGCUGGGCGCUUACACAAGGAUGGUUUUACGACCAGAGCAGAGACCAGUGUCGUGUUUUCCACUUUCCUGAUCCAUAUUUUGAUCAUAAGAAAAACAAGUUUCAAACUGUAACAGAAUGCCGGAGAAUAUGCAGGGGGACAGUACCUCUCGAGUGCUUUAUAGAGCCUCCACACAUCAAUAGGACACGGGGUCUUCCAGCGACAACGUAUAAUUCAACCCAAGGAGCAUGCAUAGAUAUUACAGUUAGAGCGGGUGAACAUGAACCCAAUAUCUUCAAACGUAAAAUGAAAUGUAUUGAAAAAUGUAGAGAUCCAGAAUACGGACAGUGUGCUCCAUCAGCUGCAGUGAAUUGCGGCCGCUCAACCGGCUACCGGUAUAAUGUUGAUACACAAACAUGUGAAAAAAACCCAGUAAAUAAAUGUGGUCCUUUUACCAGUUUAGAGGCUUGUUAUGAACGUUGCGCAAGGUAUGUACAGAAAAAGUGCAAUAUUCCCCUUCUCACAUCAAAGUAUUGUGACACUGUGGAGGCUAGGUACUGGUACAAUGCAAAGAGUAAGAAAUGUGAACAAAUUAUGGGAUGUUCAGAUGAUGUUACCAACUUCCCAACGGCCAAAAAGUGUUGGGAGACAUGUUCAAGUAAAGAGGAGAGCCGCUGCCUGCAACCUCCAGACCUGGGAAGACUUGGUUUUGGAAGAAGGCGUUACUAUUACAAUAUAACCGCAAACGAAUGUCAGACAACCACUCAGGUCGCCAUUUGGCAGAAUACAAAUAAUAAAAAUAAUUUCAAGUGGCUCAAAGACUGUAAGGAGGCAUGCAUGCGUAAGUCUUCGUUUCAUAUUUGA
This is a messenger RNA of Ixodes scapularis (black-legged tick), 1086 nucleotides long. Its product is annotated as actinia tenebrosa protease inhibitors-like. NCBI's taxonomy places the organism in Eukaryota, Metazoa, Arthropoda, Arachnida, Ixodida, Ixodidae. The transcript has 7 exons. The record is from RefSeq and is a predicted model, not a curated record. Gene Ontology annotation, molecular function: serine-type endopeptidase inhibitor activity. The coding region runs from base 1 to 1086 and encodes 361 amino acids.